Messenger RNA from Schistocerca americana (American grasshopper), 4718 nucleotides. Its product is annotated as retinoblastoma-like protein 1. Gene Ontology annotation, molecular function: RNA polymerase II transcription regulatory region sequence-specific DNA binding. NCBI's taxonomy places the organism in Eukaryota, Metazoa, Arthropoda, Insecta, Orthoptera, Acrididae. The transcript has 18 exons. The record is from RefSeq and is a predicted model, not a curated record. Gene Ontology annotation, biological process: regulation of transcription by RNA polymerase II; cell differentiation; negative regulation of G1/S transition of mitotic cell cycle. Bases 83 to 3382 code for a protein of 1099 amino acids. Gene Ontology annotation, cellular component: nucleus; transcription regulator complex; chromatin.
UUUCCCGCCAGCUUGACGACAGUGAGUGGGUGCUGUAGGAGGUGUUGGUGUGGGUGUGUGUUUGGGAAGUGGCUAAACGACGAUGGGGUUACUGGACAAUCCCGAAGAAAACACGUUUAAAAGAUAUCAAGAAUUAUGUACGAACCUGAAUAUGGAUAAAGAUGCCGCAGAAGAAGCAUGGCAAAGUUACGAAACGAUACGGCAGAAUUACACAUUAGAGGGUGAUCAGAUCCAUUGGUUAGGCUGUGCCCUGUAUGUAGCCUGUCGAAGAACAUCCUUGCCAACAGUAGGAAGACCAGGAUCUGUAAUUGAAGGCAACUGUGUGAGUUUAACUAGAUUACUUCGACUUUGCAAACUGAGUUUGAUUCAGUUUUUCAAUAAAAGCAAAAAAUGGGCUGACAUGGCAAGCAUGCCACCAGAAUUUCGCAGCAAAAUCGAACGUUUGGAAAGAAACUUUGCUGUGUCAAUGGUAAUCUUCAAGAAGUUUCAACCAAUUUUUGUAGAUAUGUUCCAAAAGCCCGCAGAUGAACAGCCAAGACAGCAGAGGUCGAGAAAGCAAAGGAGUUUGCCUUGCACACCUUCUAAAUUAUUUGACUUCAGCUGGACGUUAUUUGUUUGCGUGAAGAGUGAAUUUAGAGAUAUAAGUGAUGAUUUAGUCAACUCAUAUCACCUGCUGCUUGCGUGCUGUGAUCUGAUUUUUGGAAAUGCUCUUCUUGCAGACAGAAGAGAUAUUUUUAAUCAUAAUUUUCCAGGUAUUCCAAAUGAUUUUUGGGAUGAAAACUAUAAGCCACCUGAGGUGGCUCUAUGUAUUAUUGAUCAUUUGUGCACAAAUCAUGAUGGAAUACCAAUAGAAGCAAAAGCUAUCAAAGAGUACUACUGGAAAAACCACAUAAAAAAACUCUUUGAAAGAAAGAUCUUGAGAGGCGAUGCAUCAAAAUUUAGUGGGAUUUUAGAUCCAGGUAUCUUCGAGCUGAACUCAAAGGCUGUAAAUAAGGCUUAUGAAGAAUAUGUGUUGAAUGUCGGUGAUUUUGAUGAAAGGAUAUUUCUUGGUGAAGAUGCCAAUGCCGAUAUAGGCACCCCUACAAAAAUGUGGGGCCUAGGCGAGUUUGCUGAACAGUUACAAGCAAAAAGGAAUGGUCAGCCAUUUGGUGGACAGAUGCACCAUUUGGCUCCUUCAACACCGCUCACAGGAAGAAAGUAUUUGAAGACCAAAGAUCUACAACCUAAUGUCACACCUCUUUCAACAGCAACGCAGAGUGUCAGCCGACUACAGACACUCCUAUCUGGUCGCCAGGCAGCUCCCAGUGAACCUUUGCUAGAAAUUUUCAGGCAAUGUGCCCGCAAUCCCCAGGAAACUAUAGAACAUUGGAUAAAAGAUCUCGGUAAUUUAUUUUGUCAGCAGUAUACACAACAGAUGAACAAGACGCAAAAUGCUAAUAUUGAUUUUGCUAGAAAGAGGCUGCAGUUAGGGGAAUGCUUGUAUUAUAAAUUACUUGAAAAUAUUUUGAUUGAUGAAAGUAAAAAGAAACCAGGUUAUGAUAUGACUAAUUUGCUGGAACAGGAAAUAUUUCACCAUUCACUCUUUGCUUGUUGUCUAGAAAUUGUGAUCUAUUCCUAUAACUCACAGAGAACUUUUCCAUGGAUUCUAGAAGCAUUGAACUUGGAAUCAUAUUAUUUCUACAAAGUAAUAGAGGUGAUCGUACGUGUCGAAGAUCAACUCUCUCGUGAUAUGGUGAAACAUCUGAAUCUUAUUGAAGAACAGAUAUUAGAGUCUAGGGCUUGGCACAAUGGAAGUCCUCUCUGGGAAAGUAUAGAAAAUUCUGGAUUGCCUGUACCAUCAUAUGAAGAUGUAUCACUUCCUGGGCAAACAGAUGACUUUGUGGCCUCAUCCCAAAAUUCAGUUGUUCAUCGCAUUGCCAAGGGUGUUGAUAGGGUACCUGGUGAUCAGGCAACCCACAGAGUAGAUACUGUGGAGUCCAACUCUGCACAGUCUCCAGUGUCAUCUGUAUCAGAAAGAUUCCAGUCACCUGUCCCACCAAAUAGUACAGCAAAAAAACGUUUAUUUGUGGAUGGAUCAACAGUAAAUACAGGUGUAAUCCAACAGGCUAACAUCAGACCUGGCCAGUCAUUGCUGCAGUCAUCAAAACCUGUAGCAUUUAAUAUUCAAACUAUUGAAGGAGACAAUGGGCAGCGUUACAUUCCCAUAUCAUAUGUGCCAGGCACAGGGAGUGUAAUUAUACAAGCACAAUCUUCUGUGCCCACAACUGUCAUGGCACAGAUACAGCAGCAGCAACAACAACAACAACAACAACAACAGCAACAGCAGCAGCAGCAACAACAGCAGCAACAACAACAGCAGCAGCAGCAACAACAACAACAACAACAACAACAACAACAACAGCUGCAGCAGCAGCAGCAAGCACAAGCAAACAGGGACAAAAAACCCAGAAGAACUGGAUCAUUAGGCUUGUUUUUUAGAAAGUUUUAUCACCUAGCAUCAGUUCGCAUGCAGGAGCUUUGCACCCAGUUGGAUAUCUCAGAUAAAGAACUGAAAAGAAAGAUUUGGACAUGUUUUGAACAUUCAAUAAUUCAUCAGACAGAUCUCAUGCAAGAUCGGCAUCUUGAUCAGAUCCUUAUGUGUGCUGUUUAUGUCAUGUGUAAGGUGUCUGGGAGUGACAAAACAUUCACAGAAAUAAUGAGAUGCUAUCGUUUUCAACCUCAAGCAUCUUCUCAUGUGUAUCGAAGUGUGCUGUUGUCAUCAAAAAAACGGAGAGGUUCUGGGUCUUCAAGCAAUGGAACGUCCAGUACAUCAAGUCCAGUACCUACAGACGCAGAAAACAAAGAAGAUGCCAAUGUAAAUGUGCGUUCAUCAAGCACUCUACCUGUCACGCAGCCCUCAUCAGCUCCUCCUACACCAACUCACCUGGCUGGCACGUCAACGUCUUUUGAAUCGGGAGACCGAGGAGACCUCAUAAAGUUUUACAACACUGUCUAUGUGCAGAGAGUUCAAGCCUUUGCAGUUAAAUUUUCAGUUCGAGGCUCCCAGCUAGAAAAUCUCACACUUUCACCUUUACCAUUAACGAAGAAUCAGCCAAUGUCACCUCGAAGAGUUUCAGAAAAACAUUCCGUUUAUAUUAGAUCCUUAGAACCAAAAAUACAUCCCACAUCGCCUAUAAGGCCACUCAGCUAUUGCUUCAGCAGAAGCCCAGCAAAGGAUCUUCGAGAAAUAAAUAAAAUGAUCGAUGCUCGAAAGGUAGGAAAGAGGUUGCUAGUAGAUGAUACUUUGGAUACUACUGAUGGAGUUCCGAGCAAGAGGCCAACCCCAGGAGUUGCUAAGAAACUGCAAGAUAUUAUGGGUGAUAGAUGGCAGGUUCAAGACUGAAGAUGAUAAAAAUGUUUUGCUCCCUCUUGUUGUUCUGUCAGAAUGUGUAAUAGAAGACAUACACUCAGAAAAUGCCUGAGAAAAAUGUUUAAUAUUAAUUUUCAGUUCAUGUCAAAAAUUGAGACAAAGCAAAAUUGUCAAUGACUUGUCUCAUUAAAUUAUUUUUACUGGCAUUUGCCACGUUUGUAUUAUAAUGACAAAAAUAUUUUACUUCAGAUUUCAUUGUGGAAAAUUGUUCAUUACUUUUGUAUUUGAGAUUUACUCUUUAUGGUGUAUGACUUUAAAAAUUUGAACAUUAAUUUAUGUAAUGGUCUAAAGGCUGACCUUAGUCUAACAACAUUUAUCUUUUUUGGGGGGAGGGAGGAGGAUGCUAAAGAUGUUGUACAUUAAGCAAAGGGAUGAAUGAGUUUUAAUUAGUUGACACUUUGUUUUGUGUGUUGUGUAAAUUUGACUGGCAAUGAUUACGUAAGUGCAGGAAAAUAUUCCUAUGCAUAAAUAAUGAUGAACUUCUUUCUUCUCUUUUGGAUAUUUUUUAGAGUACUUGUUGCUUUUGAGCUAUUGGUCACUUUAUAUUUGCUCAAUAUUUUCAAGCAGAAGUGACCAAAAAUUGGCAAAUAACUUAGGCAUUUCUAGCACGUGGUAUGUCACUGCAUAUCCUUAAGUAAGUACUGAAAAGUUAAUUAUGGAAGAGAAGUUUCAUUUGUGAUCGUUCUGUGAAAUUACAGUAACAAAUAAUGCCUGGAAACUAGACACACUGUUGAUAGAUGUAUUCCUUUGUUGUGAAAGACAAGUUUCUCAGAAAGUGUAAUGUUGCCAGGAAUUCUCCAAAGCAAUAUGCUCCACAUAUAUCAAUUUAAGAAUAAAUUUAAAAUAUUCAGGUAUAUAUUAAAUACAGCAUGUUUUACAUUGCAAGGGUAGUCUUUUACUGCACUUUAUAAGUCUCUUUCAAAUAUGUGUACACUUUGAAAGUUCCCCUCUUUCUUUUAUUACACAACAGAGGAAAAUUGUAAAAAAAUUUUCUUGUUUGGUGGUCAGCCUUAUUUUAAGUUCCUGUAACUGUUUGCAAAUUAUGCAGCAAACAAUUGAAAAGAAAAAAGUCCUUUUGUGCACUGUCUAAAUUAUGUACAUAAUAAUGAAGAGUGUGUGUUAUGUUUCUUUUUCCUUCUUUUUUGCUUACAAUGUGUGUAAAUUUUCAAUCACAGUGACAAAGAUUUUAUUUAUAUUAAAAUAUGUUAGUAAGCUGUGAUGAUAAAAUUUUAUAGAACUGUUUUUGAGUUCAAGAUGUACAAAUGUUGAAUAUGUAAUUUUUUUAGUUCUAUUAUACCAGAAAAAAUAA